Silurus meridionalis is the source of this 5801-nucleotide messenger RNA. Its product is annotated as NACHT, LRR and PYD domains-containing protein 12-like. The record is from RefSeq and is a predicted model, not a curated record. Lineage: Eukaryota; Metazoa; Chordata; Actinopteri; Siluriformes; Siluridae. Gene Ontology annotation, molecular function: protein binding; zinc ion binding.
UAAUGCCCUCCAGAUACCCUUGUUUUUUUCUCUCCAUUGAGUUGGAGGUGUGCUUUCAGGAAAACUGUUUACAUUCCCUGAACCUGAACAUCUCUCUUUCUCUCUCUCUCUCUCUCUCUCUCUCUCUCUCUCUCUCUCUCUCCCUCUCUCUCUCUUUCUAUCUUUCUCUUUCUCUCUCUCUUUCUCUCUCUCUCUCUCGUAAUAUCGAAACUGAAAGAGUCUCCCACAAGAAAACGGACGAACAAACGCAUCGAUCACGGAAACUCAGCAGAGCUCAAGCGGCGUAACGCAAUCAGAGGAAAGUGCUUCCUGCCUUUUUUAUCAUCAGCCAUGAAAAAGCAGGUCUGCAGCCGAACAGCAGAACAAGAUGAAUUUACAGAGAAGCCCAGCAGAAGCUCCGGCAAAUCAGAGGCAGAAAGAUCGAACUCUCCGGCUCCCAGCUUUGUGUCCAUGAAGAGCGAUGCGUCCAUAGAUUUUCUUCACGAGUUCAGUCGAGGAGAAAAGAACAAAGCAUCCAGUGUGGGAGGAGAAAAACCAGCGUCACUGAGCUACGACUCUGUGGCAGAAAGAUCGAACUCUCCGGCUCCCAGCUUUGUGUCCAUGAAGAGCGAUGAGUCCAUGAAAAUUCUUCACGAGUUCAGUCGAGGAGAAAAGAACAAAACAUACAGUGAAAAACCAGCGUCACUGAGCUACGACUUUGUGGUGAGUGAAAAGUCAUCAGAACUCCACCAGCACCAUGAGGAACCUCCAUGGGACGCAGAUCCGGUCACAUCUCAAGAGAGGAAACUCUGCCUACAGCACCACACGCCUCUGGAGAUUUACUGCAGGACGGACCAGACGCUGAUCUGCAAACAGUGUGCGACUGUGGAGCAUCGAGGACACGACAAAACUUACGAAGCAGGCGCCAGGGUGCUGCUGGAGCUCGAACCGUUGUCAUUACUUGAGCAAACGCUAAACAACAUAGAUACGAACAUGUUCAUGGUGUAUCUGUGCCAAAAUUACCCAGAAUGCUUCGAGACCCCUCAGAUGACUGAUAUCCAGGAAACAGCUAAGCUCAUUCUGAAGAGAUUUGGUCUAGACGGAGCUCCAAAGAUUGCUCUGAAGGUCAUGUUGGAGUUAGGGAAAAGUCAUAGAACCGUCCAAGAUCGGCUGAAAUCUAAACUACAGAGUCAUCUCCGAUCCAAAUUCCAGUGUAUCAGGGAAGGAAAUGCUCAGCGGAAUCCUAUUCUCCUGAACGACAUCUUCACAGAGCUUCUCAUUACAGAAGGAGGCGAUGGAGCCAUCAAUGAAGAGCACGAGAUCAGACAAAUUGAGGAUGCAUGCAAGAACAAGGGAAUGGAAGAGAUUGUGAUCAAAUGCAACGAUAUAUUUCAGCCUUUACCUGGAUGCAACAAACGCAUCAGGACCGUCCUGACCAAGGGCAUCGCUGGAUCGGGAAAACCCUCCGUACACAAAUUCAUCUUGGACUGGGCAGAAGGAAAAGCCAAUCAGGAUAUAAAUUACAUCUUCCCGCUUCCUUUCCGUGACCUGAAUUUGAAAGCAAACGGCCAAUACAGUGUGAUGCAGCUUCUUCAUCAGUAUUUCCCAGAACUUAAAGAACUCAAAACUAUACGGAGCGAAGAAGUGAAAACCGUGUUCAUCUUUGACGGCCUCGACGAGUGCCGUCUUCGCCUGGAUUUCAGGAACAACGAAAUGUGUUGUGACUUAACCAAGAAGAUUCCGGUAAAUGCUCUGCUAACAAACCUCAUUCAGGGAAAUCUACUUCCAUCUGCUCUUUUUUGGGUCACCUCUCGACCUGCGGCGGCCAAUCAGAUCCCUCCGGAGUGCGUCGACCAAGUUACCGAGGUCCGAGGAUUUAACGACUCUGACAAAGAGAACUACUUCCGAAAAAGGUUCAGCGACCAAGGGCUUGCCGAAAAAAUCAUCAAACACAUCAAGUCCUCGCGGAGCCUCCACAUCAUGUGCCACAUCCCGGUCUUCUGCUGGAUUUCUGCAACAGUUUUGGAGAAGAUGUUGGACAAGUCAGACAUGGAAGUACCCAAAACUCUGACCCAGAUGUACACCCACUUUCUUCUCAUUCAGACACAUUUGAAAAACAAGAAAUACCAUGGAGUGAUUCAGGACAACAUGGAACUCCUGGAAUCAGACAAAGAGAUGCUCUUUAAACUGUCCAAGCUGGCCUUUCGCCAGUUAGAAAAACAAAAUCUGAUUUUCUAUAAAACCGAUUUGACCGAAUGUGACAUUGAUGUUAGCAAGGCAACCGAAUACUCUGCAAUUUGCACAGAAAUUUUCAAAGAAGAGUUUGGAUUGUACCGCGAGAAGGUCUUCUGCUUUGUACAUCUGAGCAUUCAGGAGCACUUGGCUGCUCUCCAUGCACAGCUUAACUUUACAAACAGCCGCAUUAACAUACUUCAGGAAGACACAGAGAAUCACAGCAAACCGGUGAAGAUGUCCGAUUUGCACAAGAGCGCUGUGGAUAGAGCGUUAAAGAGUAAGAACGGACACUUUGACCUUUUCCUGCGAUUUCUUCUUGGCCUCUCCCUCGAUUCCAAUCAGGCUCUUUUGAGAAGUCUGCUGCCAAAACCGUGCUCGGAAAGUUUGGAGGAAACGGUGAACUACAUAAAGGAGAAGAUCAGAAAGGAGUCGUCUGCAGAAAGGACCAUCAACCUGUUCCACUGCCUAAAUGAACUGAAUUACAACUCACUGGUGGAAGAAAUUCAUAAUUUCCUUAGAUCAGGCCAGCAGUCGGAGAAGGAGCUGCAGCCUGACCAGUGCUCAGCUUUGGCCUAUGUGCUGCUAACAUCAGAGAAUGUAAUGAACGAAUUUGACUUGAAGAUGUGUAACACGUCUCCUGAAGGAUAUCGGAGACUCUUACCAGUUGUCAAGACCUCGAGAAAAGCCAGUCUUGCUGGUGUCAACCUCACAGAUGAAUCCUGCGAGACCCUGGCUUCGAUCCUCCAGUCUGCUAACUCGCACCUAGUAGAACUGGACCUGAGCUUUAACAGUUUGGGAGAUUUAGGAGUGAAACUUCUGUGUACCGGUCUCAUGAAUCCACAGAGCAAACUGGAGAAACUGACUCUCAGUCACAACGAGCUCGAACACAUCGGGGUGAAGCUGCUAUGCGAUUGUCUGAUGAGUCCGCACUGUAAACUGCAGACGCUCGGUUUGGCUGGUACAAACUUCUCAUCACAAUCAUGUGAAAUAAUGGCCUCAGUUUUCCAGUCUGCUCACUCGCACCUGAAAGAGCUCGACCUCGGCUCUAAUAAUGACAUAAAAGACUCCGGAGUGAAGCUUCUCUCUGCUGGACUGAUCAGUGUGCAGUGUAAACUUGAGAAACUCAGGCUGGACAGAUGUGACCUCAGCCACGAAUCAUGCGAAGCCUUGAAAACUGCCCUCCAGUCGCCAAACUCAUGCUUAAACCAGCUGGAUCUCAGCUACAACAAGCUAGAAGACUCUGGAGUGCAACAUCUGUGUGAUGGACUAAUACAUCCAAACUGUAAGCUGGAGCUACUGGAUCUGAGCUACAACAACCUGGGCCACUCGGGAAUAAAACUUCUUUCCAGUGGACUGAUGAAUGCAGACUGUAAACUCAGGAGUAUAAGACUUGCUGAUAUCGGAAUUCAGGAGGAGACGUGUGAAACUCUGGCUUUGGUGCUACAGUCAGAAAACCCACACCUCAGAGAGCUUGAUCUCAGUAACAAUUACAUUGGAGAUUUAGGAGUGGAGCUGCUUUGUGUUGGAUUAAUCAGCCCAAAGUGCUCCCUCGAAAAACUCAGUCUGCGAUGGUGUAAUCUCACAGAGAGGUCGUGUACAAACCUGGCCUCGGUGCUGAGUUCCCACAGUCGUCUGACAGAACUGGAGCUGAGAGACAACGAUGUAAAAGAUUCAGGGCUGAAGCUGCUUUGUGUUGGUCUUCAGGGUCCAGGAUGCUCGCUGCAGAAACUGGGUCUUUCAGGCUGUUGUGUAACAGAAGAUGGAUGUGCUGCUCUAGCUUUGGCUUUGAGCUCAGAUCACUCGAAGCUCAGAGAGAUAGACCUCAGCUACAAUCAUCCAGGAGAGUCUGGAGUGAGACAGCUGUCUGCUGUACGAGAUAAUCCACACUUUCACCUGGAGAAACUGAGCGUGGAGCACAUCGGCACAUGCAGGAUCAAACUAGGACUAAAGAAAUACGCCUGUGAGAUCACUCUUGACCCAAAUACAGCACAUAGAACUAUGACGCUAAGUGGGAAUAAAAAGGUGACAAGGACUCGCAGUCAGCAUCCAUACCCGGACCAUCCAGACAGAUUCGAGUACUACGCCCAGAUUUUGUGCAAUGAGUCCCUGAGCGGCGCUCGCUUCUACUGGGAAACGGAGUGGACUGGCAAUAACGUCUACAAUGGAGUAACUUACAAAGGUAUCAACAAAAAAGGUCGCAGCAAUGACUGCAAACUCGGGAUGAAUAAUAUCUCCUGGAUUUUGUUCUGUUCAAACAACUAUGGUUAUUAUGCUGGUUAUAAUAACAAGGAGACAGUGGUAUCUCCUCCACCCAACCCCUCCAGAAGAAUGGGGAUCUAUUUAGACUGGGAGGCUGGUACACUUUCGUAUUUUAUCAUCUCGUCUGACAGGGUGUAUCACUCAUACACAUUUCACACAAGAUUCACCGAGCCCCUGUAUCCAGGUUUCCGGGUUGAUGACACUGUGACGCUGUGUGAACUGGGAUAAAAUUUUAAAAAGGGUAUUUUUAAUUUUUAUGGAAAUGAUGUUAAAACAUGAUCUUAUUUUCAGGGCCAUUUGUGCUGUAAGUGGUAUAAGUGGUCGCUGACUAAAGUGCGUUUUUUUGACAAUUAUUUUAUAUUUUUAUAUUAUACAUGCAUAUAUAAUAUUGCCAUCAGAACGGCGAGUUCUUUUGUCAUUGUUCACAAAUAAGACCAUCAAAAUGUUUGGUCAUGUUUUCAGUAUUAUGGCGGUUUCAGUAUUUCAUUAUACAAACGUCUGUAUAUCACCUAUGAAUUUUAACAGCACACGUUCAUUUAUUUGAAUGCCUUUUUUAUUUAUAUUGAUUGCAAAACAUUUUUACUGUACACUAAUAGUGUUCGUUCGUUUCUUAGUUGUUCAUCCAUUUUCAGAAUGUAUAAUUCUGUGUUUUGCUCUGUUUUCACUCUUCAUUUCAAUUUUCACCAAAUUCACCUUCAACUGUUUUACAGAACUGGUUGAUUAUUGGUUGAUCUGAUGCCAUACACUCAACUUCAUUAGUCACUUUUAAGAUUCAUCUGCACAAUUCAUUAAUUAAACACAUUUACAAAAAGUUUAAUAUAAAUUUUUGAUGACAGAUGAUGACAUUCAGUAACUUAUACAAUGACCUGAUGCCUAAAUGUUUUGCAGGCUAAAACUGUGCGGGUAAAACCAGUAUAAUAUAAUUAAUAAACAUGAUAUAAAACAAUUGAUAAUGUAGAAAACAGCAGACACUCGUACACAAUCAAUUAAAUUAAUGUACCAAAGCAGUCGCUGUUUGAUCAAAUCAACAAGAAAUGUUUUUAUGAUUAGCACAAGUGACAUAAUGUGGAGGUUUAAACAAGUAAUUUUGAGAAUUUUAUUUCUGAUCUGAGAAACGCUCCAAAGCGACUGAGACAAGCUGCAAUCUUGAACUUUAUUUUUAAUACAUAUUUAAAUUUCUGCUUAUUUAUUUGUUAAUUAUAUUUUUGUAUUUCAUUUAUGUAGUUCUAGAUGUUGUUUUUAUUAUAUUAUUUAUUAUUGUUUUUCACUGUAAUGAAGUAUUAAUUGUUGCACAGUAAUUAAAAAAGCCACUUGAAUGAUCAGUUUUA